CGGACACCCAGACCCUCGGAUAUCCUGCAGGGGCUGCUGGGCAACUGCUGGUCCCUGAGCGCCCUGGCCGUGCUGGCCGAGCGGCCGGAGCUGGUGGAGAGGGUGAUGAUCACGAGGACGCUGUGCCCCGAGGGUGCCUACCAGGUGCGGCUGUGCAAGGACGGCACGUGGACCACGGUGCUGGUGGAUGACAUGCUGCCGUGCGACGAGUGCGGAUACCUCCUCUUCUCGCAGGCCCAGAGGAAGCAGUUGUGGGUCGCCCUCAUUGAGAAGGCGCUGGCCAAGCUCCAUGGUUCGUACUUUGCCCUCCAGGCAGGGCGUGCUAUUGAAGGCCUGGCUACACUAACGGGUGCCCCCUGCGAGAGCCUGAUGCUGCAGGUCAGCUCCACUAACCCUCGCGAGGAGCCCAUUGACACUGACCUCAUCUGGGCCAAAAUGCUGAGUUCUAAGGAGGCUGGGUUCCUCAUGGGCGCGUCCUGCGGCGGAGGCAACAUGAAGGUGGACGAUGUGGCCUAUGAGAGUAUGGGUCUGCGUCCGCGGCACGCGUACUCCAUCCUGGACGUGCGGGAUGUCCAAGGCUUCAGGUUGCUGCGGCUCCGAAACCCCUGGGGCCGCUUCUCCUGGAAUGGCAGCUGGUCUGAUGAGUGGCCACACUGGCCGGCUCCCUUGCGGCACGACCUCAUGCCCCAUGGCAGCAGCGAGGGCGUCUUCUGGAUGGAGUACAGCGAUUUCAUUAAGUAUUUUGACUCCGUGGAUAUCUGCAAGCUCCAUUCGGACUGGCACGAGGUGCGCGUGCAGGGCAUGUUCCCCAACAAGGCCAACGGGCCGGUGACGGUGACGUCGCUGACGGUGUUGGAGCGUGCCGCCCUGGAGUUUGCCCUCUUCCAGGAGGGCAGCAGGCGGUCGGACACGGUGGACAGCCACUUGCUGGAUCUGUGCAUCAUGGUUUUCCGGGCCACCUUCACCAGCGGCAACAAGCUGAGCCUGGGCCGGCUGAUGGCUCACAGCAAAAGAGCCGUCAAGAAGUUCGUCAACUGCGACGUCAUGCUGGAGCCGGGCGAGUACGCCGUCGUGUGCUGUGCCUUCAACCACUGGA
This is a messenger RNA of Tauraco erythrolophus (red-crested turaco), 1096 nucleotides long. The record is from RefSeq and is a predicted model, not a curated record. NCBI's taxonomy places the organism in Eukaryota, Metazoa, Chordata, Aves, Musophagiformes, Musophagidae.